Molecule: messenger RNA, 860 nt
Organism: Eutrema salsugineum
Lineage: Eukaryota; Viridiplantae; Streptophyta; Magnoliopsida; Brassicales; Brassicaceae
Product: 1,4-dihydroxy-2-naphthoyl-CoA thioesterase 1
Exons: 2
Coding region: 195-677 (160 amino acids)
Biological process (GO): phylloquinone biosynthetic process
Cellular component (GO): peroxisome
Molecular function (GO): 1,4-dihydroxy-2-naphthoyl-CoA thioesterase activity
Source: RefSeq, a predicted model, not a curated record
ACAAGAACACCGCAAUUCUUGAAAUUGAUUUCUCAAGAACCGAAUUCAACCGAAACUAAAAGGUAUUCCCUUUACGUAAACCGAACAAUUCGAAUCAAACCGAUACGAAAACCGGAUUUGGUGUGGUGGUUCUUGGUAUAGAAAGGAGUGGAUCGUAUUACACAUUGUCUCUCUCUGUGAAACACAGCACACAAAUGGAUUCUGCUUCUCCAUCGUCCAAGACCAAAGCUUUAGCCCCUCCGCUUCAUAUCUUAGGUUUCGAGAUCGAUGAGUUAUCUCCAACUCGUGUCACAGGUCGUUUUCCCGUUUCUCUAAUCUGCUGCCAGCCUUUCAAGGUCUUACACGGUGGUGUAUCUGCUUUGAUCGCUGAGUCUUUAGCAAGUAUAGGAGCUUACGUGGCUUGUGGUUUCCAAAGGAUCGCUGGAGUUCAACUCUCCAUCAACCACUUGAAAAGUGCUGAUCUUGGAGACCUUGUCUUCGCCGAAGCAUCUCCUGUAAGCACAGGCAAAACCAUUCAGGUUUGGGAAGUCAAGCUUUGGAAAACAACAAAAGGGUCAGAGAACGCUAACAAAAGCUUAAUAUCUUCCUCUAGAGUCACAGUUCUCUGCAAUCUUCCUAUCCCUGAUCACGCCAAAGAUGCAUCAGACCCGCUUAGACUGAUCUUCUCGAAGCUGUAGAUUUCAAAGCUUUGUUCUCUCUCUAUGAUUGAGUUUAGUUGUAUGUAAGACCCUAUGGGUCUGUUCUAUGAUCGAACUUUAAUCUUCUAAAGAAUUUAACCUUUUGGGUGAGAACUAAAAGUGGCAAAAGACAGUCAUACCACAAUGUCUUGGGAUCUUAUACAGUUAUACCAAUUGGUGAUA